GCAGCCGAGCCAACCCCAAAGUCGAAGCGAGGAAAAACCGCCGAAGCCGAUGUAGCCGAGCCUGUCCCAAAGCUGAAGCGAGGAAGGGCACACUCAGACCUCUCAAAGCAUGACACCGAAGCUGUGCCAGCCAGGCGAAUCAUGCGCAAGAGUUCACCAGCCCCGCAGGCUUUGCCAAGCCCCCCCGAGCCGGCUGAGCCCGCACAGCCCAUUUCUGAUGAUUGGGACUGGGAUGCCGGUGAUGAUGAUGAAGAUGAUAUCUGGUGUGAAUAUGAGUUGUGGCGCCAGGGACUACCGCAGCUGAGUGAGUUGGAGGUCCGGGACUACCUUCCUGGCUUCUCAAGCCAAGCUUCGGUGUCAGCAGGCCAGCCACGCAUCCUCAAUGGUGUGACGGUCAAGACCCAGGCUGCUCCAGUGCCAAGGCCAUCGGGCGCGGCCAUGGGUGUCGAUAACCUUGGUGGCGAUGACUUUGCAGAGGAUGACCGGGUGAACUCGCGGAACAAAGUGCAACAUAUCAUUGCGACACAACUGGGGGAAAAGGAUGAACAAGCGCCGGAUUCCUUAGAGGAUACCUUGUAUUGGGUUGUCGUGCAAAGGAUCAAUCAGGAUCUUUCUGCAAACUGCAAGCCCGGCACUGCGUUCUUUGAUGCACCUAUUCCUGGAGCUGAUCCCGGCCUGCUCUCGAAGAAAGCCCCGGCGGCCACCCAGUCGGCACCGCUGAAAGCUGACGUCCUGAGGGCUCAUGAUCGGUUGAAAGACUCGAUGAGCCAGAUUGCAGCUAACGCGAGUUCGAAUGCAGGCAAGGAGAUCAAAAAGAACAUCAACUCCAUCAACGACCUCCUCAUGGACUUCGGCGAUGUUCAGAGCCUUCAGCUGUGCAAGGGCCAAGCAAAAGGCUACAUGAAGGAGCUGAGCAAACGUGCCCCGAAGUCUGCCCCGGCGAUGGCCGAUGUCCUCGAUCAGAAGCUGCUUGAGAUGGCUAUGGAUUCCGAUUAUUGGAUGGAUACAGCAGCAGGCCUCUACGAGAGGACAGCAGAUCUCGGCAAAUGCCGCACUGACUCGAAAGCCUCCCGCAACAUCAUGUACUCAUUAUUGGUGCAAAGCUACCUUACGCGGGGCAAGACGAAUGUAACACUUCAGACCCUGAAUUCGGCUAUUGUCGUGGACUUCAACAAGCUGAGCCAAGAAGGUGUGCAGGUGGGUGACGAGGUAUACUACUUCAUUCCCGUGGGAUUCAGAGGUGACCUGAAACAGAUGUGCCAGGAUGGCAACUUCGAACUGCCUUGGAAAGAAGAGCCUGCCUAUGCCAAACUUCCCUACUUCAAGCUAUCCAUGAUCAGGAUCGACUACAUGCACACAUUUCAUUUGGGUGUGGCUCGUGACCUUGUGGGUACAGCUCUGAAAAUCAUCGCCACCGGCAAGUACUGGUUUUCAGGGACAAAUAUCAAUGCGAGACUGAAACAAAUCGUUGCAGCUGUCAAGGUUUUUGCAAAACAAACAAAGCAACAGAUUUCGAUCAAAAAGCUCUCGAAGAACUCCCUGGGAUGGUCUGAGUGUCCUGAAUUCAAAGGCUCUGCAGCCGACAGUGCGUGGUUGGCGACAUUUCUUGUGGAAAGGCCGCCGCCGGCACCCCACGACGGCUUGGCGGCUGUUGUAUGGGUGGCCAAUCGUAUCUGCGAGUUUCUGUAUGGGUCUGGCUGCUAUUUAAGUGAUGAGGCCUGGGAGCAAGUUCGAGUGCUCGCGAAGAUUUUUUUCGAUGGAUAUACGCAGUUGGCAGUACGUGCGCAUGAGCAUGGACAGCUCAUGUACAAGAUGAG
Symbiodinium necroappetens is the source of this 1817-nucleotide messenger RNA. NCBI's taxonomy places the organism in Eukaryota, Dinophyceae, Suessiales, Symbiodiniaceae. The record is from the annotation of a GenBank genome assembly.